AUGGAUGUCUUCAAAUCCUGCUCCCCACCCCCUGUAAUCUUAUGUGAUGUUGAAAUACGAUUUUUCAAUCCAGCCUUACUUUUCAAGUCUACAACUAACUUGGCCUGUUUUGUAGGCAUUGAGAAGACCAUAGAUUUUUCUAUGGCGUCUUUAUUGGGAUCCAUGUGUAAGGUGUUGACAGAGUCUAGCAUUGAUAAGGUGGUGGCAGAGGAAGAAGAGGUGGAGGAGGUGACAGUUGCUGCUGCCGGUGACGAUGGUGAAGCUGAAGACGACGUUCCUGUUUCGCCACGGAUAAGGUUGAGGAAAUUUAUUUUCUUGUGUCUCAGACGUGACUUGCCGUUCAUUGAAGAUGAAAGCAUAAGCCUUUCCUUUGAGACAUUCUUUACUUUUAGUUGCCCAGGUGCUGAACUCAAAGGUGAUGGCGAUGAUAACACCUUUCCCUGUUCUUCUUGCAAGUUCUGA
This is a messenger RNA of Acanthosepion pharaonis, 462 nucleotides long. Lineage: Eukaryota; Metazoa; Mollusca; Cephalopoda; Sepiida; Sepiidae. The record is from the annotation of a GenBank genome assembly.